UCAAAUAGAAUUGAGAGGUUAACAAUACAAGAAGGUCAAUUACAAAAAAAUAAUCAAAGGGGUAUUGGCAAUUUGGCACGAGAUAUUAGGGAAAUUAAAUCAUUGAUCUCGCAUUGUUCUUAAUAUUUAUGUUAUCUUCCUUUCCAUUCUGUCAGCUUUUUGUAGAUUAUUUUCUAUCUAAUUGUUUUUAUUUUAUUUUUGAGUUAACUCCGACUUGACAAAAAUCUGGACGAAAGUGUGUAGAAGAAUUAUAAAGUCGUAAAUGUGAAAAAAAAUUAUAUGUUCGCUACCAUAUCUGAUGAGAAGCAAUAUAGAUGAAUUGAUUGUUUCAUUAUGCGGGAAAAGAGGAGGAGCAAAUACAAAUAGGAAGUGUUAGAAUAUCAAAAAAUCUCUUAAAAUGUUACAAACAACCUAAUGGACGCUACGACAACUACGAUGAUUGGCAUGAUAACGAGAAACCUAGCUAGUCUGACUAAUUGGAACGCCACAGCAAAGAACUAACUACUUCAAAUCGAUUUGGUAACGACGUGAAACUCGUUAACUAACCUGAAACUAAUCCCAAUCUCAUAUGAAUCGAGAUGGAAAUGGACGUGAUAAUCCCUAACAUUAUAAGCUCCAAAAUUUUAGUUAGCUUUUCAGUUUCUAUUUAUAAAUUUUUGGUACCGCAUGUGCAAUUGUACCGAGGAAUUUCAUGGGACUUAAUAAGAGACUAAUGUUUGACCUCUUUGGUCAAAAUACGUUCACAGAGAUUGUUCCAAACAGACACACCACACCAAGGAAAAAUCCUCGCUACCUUCCAAAGUCAAUCCUUCAAAAAUUCCCAAUUUCGAUCUCCAGAAGAAGCCAUCAAUGAGCUCUCUCGCGCCAUAAGUUUUCCAAUAAAUUAAAAGUUCGUCACAAGAAGAAUCGAUACGAUCAUACGAUACGAUACAAAGCCUAACAACAACAUUCAUAACAUCAAUCAUACAUCUGCGACAAUUUAGCUUACACCAGAUAUAUACAAAGAAAAAGAACAGCACACGCAUGGCGGUGGAAAUGGGAACUCUUUGGUCACGUUUCAGUACGAAAUUUCGUGCCUUUGCGCGUAGGGCACACUGUGUACAGGCCAAAUAGACUUUUCCGAGUCUAUUUUUCCAUCCUGCGCGGCCGGCAACUCGGCCAACUAACGGUGGAAAAUUGGGCUGUCGUUAUAACAGAACAGACGAAUCUUGGCAACAUCAUCGUUCUGUUGAAAGCCAGGGGCGGCUCGUUUCAGUGGCUUAGAAAUUAGAAUAAUGAGUUCGAUUCAGAGACGUGGAUAUUUUAUAAAAGUAGCGUACUUUUUUCCUUGGACAGGAACGAAAGAUUAGUCGCCAAAUUCCCCACUCACUCCACAUAGUUUGGCCAUGGCGGCUGCUGUUUCCAGCGAUCGUAGCAGCAGGGCAAUUACUGAUCCUCUUCUGGGACAGGAGGAAGAAGACGGUUACUAUGAGAACUGCCCAGGUUGUCGAGUGGAUCGAAUGAAACGGCAACAGACAAAAACUAAUUACCUUCACUUGUCCUACAUCUGGACUGUUUCUCUUUGCACCGCUCUGCCAAUACAGUCGCUCUUUCCAUUCAUAUACUUCAUGAUAAAGGACUUCCACAUUGCUGAGAAAGAGGAAGACAUUGGUUACUAUGCUGGAUUUGUUGGAUCUUCAUUUAUGAUUGGAAGAGCGCUGACAUCGUUUCUUUGGGGGCGGGUAGCUGAUCGAUAUGGUAGAAAACCUGUUAUCUUAAUAGGAACACUUUCGGUGGUUAUAUUCAGUUCUCUCUUUGGCCUCAGCACAAGCUUUUGGAUGGCUAUUUCGAUGAGGUUCCUUCUUGGUUGCUUCAAUAGUCUACUUGGCAUAAUUAGGGCUUAUGCUACUGAAGUGUGCAAAGAUGAGCAUAAAGCUCUGGCACUAUCUAUUGUCAGCACAUCCAGGGGAGUAGGAAUGAUUAUUGGCCCUGCUAUUGGAGGUUUCUUUGCUCAGCCUGCUGACAAAUAUCCAAGUCUAUUUCCCCAGAACUCUAUCUUCAGGAGGUUCCCAUACUUCUUACCAUGCCUUAUAAUAUCAAUCUAUUCACUGGGAGUGUUCAUAGCUUGUUGGUGGAUCCCUGAGACAUUGCACAUACAUGGCAAAAAACUGAAUGAAAGAUGUGAUUCACGAAACAUCACGAGAGAAGACUCUGCCGAAGAGUCUACUGUGAAGGGUGAUGUUGAAGAAGCGAGUAACAUCAGAGAGCCCCGGAAAGCAAAUCUGCUGCAAAAUUGGCCCUUAAUGUCCACCAUCAUCGUGUACUGUGUUUUCUCACUUCAGGAGAUAGCUUACUCUGAAAUAUUUGCACUCUGGGCAGUUAGUGACAAGAGCUAUGGAGGAUUGAGCUUUUCGUCACAAGAUGUUGGUGAAGUUCUGACCAUUUCUGGACUUGGUCUUUUGAUGUUCCAGCUUCUUUUAUACCCGCCGAUGGAAAGGAAGCUCGGCCCUCUUAUGGUCACGCGCCUGUCAGCAGCAGUAUCAAUACCUUUGCUAGCAUGCUUUCCGUUUAUAGCAAUGCUAUCUGGAUUAGUCCUUCACCUUGUAGUAAACCUUGCUUCCAUCCUUAGGAACACACUUUCUGUGUCUCUCGUUACUGGAUUGUUCAUAUUGCAGAACGAUGCUGUGGCGCAGAGUGAGAGGGCAGCUGCCAACGGGAUUUCCCUCACUGCAAUGUCUGUUUUCAAAGCAUUUGGUCCUGCAGGUGGAGGUGCCCUCUUUUCCUGGGCACAAAAGCGACAAGUUGCCGCCUUUCUUCCAGGGGAUCAAAUGGUGUUCUUCGUCUUGAACUUGGUCCAAGGCAUCGGGUUGAUCCUCACUUUCAAGCCAUUUCUAGCACAACCUAACCUGCCUUCUGUUGCAAGUAACUGAUCCUAUCGUAUCAUGGAAAUGAGUUAGAAAUGGAAGUGCCAAGUUCUUAGUUGGAUCGGUAGCAAUUGGCCUUUCUUGAAGCCUAAGCUUGCCUAAUUCCCAGAUACAUUGGUAUUUUCGCCAUUGCCAAGCUGGGUCCAUUCUCUUCAUGGCAAAUUGCAAUGAUUGCAGUUGCAUUAUAAACGUUUAUGAAAUGAAUUAUUAUUGAUGUUAGAAUAUGAAUUGAAUUUGAUUUGGGCUUUGUUCGUGUGUUUUGUGGUUUGGGCAUAUUUUGUUUGGGUUUGUGUUUGGUACCUUUUUCUUGUAUGUUUGGAAAAUGUGCUUGGUUUUCUGUUUGAGAUUAGGAGAAGAGUUCUAUAAAUACUCUUUACCACCCUAAUCUGUAGCUAAGGUGACUCGGGUUAGUUUGUUUGGUUUGUCCGUUUCGGAAUUUGGUUUGUAACAUGUACUCUCCUCAAAUCAGUGAAAUUUGUUCUUCCCUGCCCGUGGAUUAGCUAGCCCACAUUGUGUUAGUGAACCACGUUAAAUUCGUGUUUGUUGUGUUGAUCACUUGAUCUGGAUUAUCGUUUGCAUGCUUUUGUUCUGACAAGUAGAAUCCACACUAUUGAAAAUUCAUUUAUGAAAAAUUGGUCUCCUCCGAACCCUAAAACCGUCGUUUCCCUCGAAGCCACGACAGUAAACCCGUCGUCGGCUAGCACGCGCGUUCCUUGUACAAUCCCGGCGUCGAAGCCAGUGCGCCACGACUGCGUCACGUCGUCAUCAAGUCAUAGCUGCCUCUUCUGCAAUCUUGUCGUCGACAAGUCGCGAUCACGUUGUCGUUCCUUCUGAAAAUCCGCCGUCACGGCUGCCUGGUCGCCAUUUUCUCGUCAGAUUUUCGUCGACGUCGGCCACCAGCUUCCCGUCGUCGUCGGCCUCAAGCUUCUCGUGCUCGGCGUGAUGGACUAACCGAAAGCCCUUUUAUUUGGUAAAUAUUUCCAUUUUAAAAUGUUGAUAACUCGUUUGUUAAUAAUUGUUUUGGGUGAUGAUGAUAGUAACGUUGCUUAUAAUGUUAAUAACGCAAGGAUAAAGAUAAAUAACAAAUGUUAAAAUGUUAAUAAUGUACGUUAGAAAGACAACAAAAUGUUAAUAACUUAGGUUAAAAUGAUAAUAAUGUAUCUUAAAAUGUUAGUAACGUAGAAUAAAGGAAAGAAUUUGUAAUGUUAAUAAUGUAGUUUAAUACAUGUUGAAAGCGUAACAAUUAUUUGUUAAUAACGUUGGUUAAAAUGUUAAUAACGUAAGGGAAACGAUAGGUAACGAAUGAUAAAAUGUUAGUAAUGUGAGUUAGAGUGAGAACAAAAUGUUAAUAACGUUGGUUAAAAUGAUAAUAACGUAGUUUAAAAUGUUAAUAACGUAGGUUAAAAUGAAGCUCUUUUUUAAUUUUAUGGGUUAAAAUGUUAAUAACAUAGGCCCGAAUGAUAAAAAAAAUGUAGUUUAAAAUGUUAAUAAUGUAAGUUAUAACGAAAUCAAAUUUAUAUAACGAAAGUUAAAAUGUUAAUAAUAUAGAUUUAUAUUAUUGAAAGUAUAACUAAUAAUUUGUUAAAAUGUUAAUAUCAUGUGUUAAAAUGUUAAUAAUGUAGGUUAAAAUGAUAAUAAAGAAAGUUAAAAUGU
This is a messenger RNA of Linum trigynum, 4556 nucleotides long. The record is from the annotation of a GenBank genome assembly. Lineage: Eukaryota; Viridiplantae; Streptophyta; Magnoliopsida; Malpighiales; Linaceae.